Orcinus orca (killer whale) is the source of this 1365-nucleotide messenger RNA. It is a transcript of the gene TSPAN31, whose product is annotated as tetraspanin 31. Gene Ontology annotation, cellular component: membrane. The coding region runs from base 269 to 901 and encodes 210 amino acids. NCBI's taxonomy places the organism in Eukaryota, Metazoa, Chordata, Mammalia, Artiodactyla, Delphinidae. The record is from RefSeq and is a predicted model, not a curated record. The transcript is spliced from 6 exons.
UAAGUUUCAUCCAAUAAAGAACCAAAAGGAGGGGCCGGCAGGCGGUUCAGUGACGCAAUGCAGAUUGAUUGGCAUUCAGGCCAUCGACGUCCUGGAUUAGCCCCGAGUUUCGCCAAUGCAAAGGCAGGGGUGGGACGGUGCAGGCGCAGAGGAUUGGGUUUGGCUGGACUCGAUUUAAAGAGACAGAAGCUGUCGGGGUCCAAGAAGACGGUACCCACGACCCUCCCCCCAAGUCCUUGGGACCACUUGGGUCCCCAAAGCUGGGGAGAUGGUUUGCGGAGGCUUUGCCUGCUCCAAGAAUGCGCUGUGCGCGCUCAACGUAGUCUACAUGCUGGUAGGCUUGUUGCUCAUUGGAGUGGCUGCUUGGGCUAGGGGCCUGGGUUUGGUGUCCAGCAUCCACAUCAUCGGAGGAGUCAUCGUUGUGGGAGUCUUCCUUCUUCUCAUCGCGGUGGCUGGACUGGUGGGUGCUGUCAACCACCACCAAGUACUGCUGUUCUUUUACAUGAUCAUCCUUGGUUUGGUCUUCAUCUUCCAGUUUGGAAUCUCUUGCUCAUGUCUGGCUAUUAACCUAAGCAAACAGACAGAUGUCAUCAAUGCUUCCUGGUGGGUCAUGAGCAACAAGACCCGGGAUGAACUGGAAAGAAGUUUUGAUUGCUGUGGCCUGUUCAACCUCACAACCCUGGACCAACAAGAUUAUGCUUUCUGCACUGCAAUCUGCAAGAGCCGGAGCCCCACGUGCCAGAUGUGUGGAGAGAAGUUUCUUAAGCAUUCCGACGAAGCCCUGAAAAUCCUGGGGGGCGUUGGGCUCUUCUUUAGCUUUACAGAGAUCCUUGGUAUGUGGCUAGCAAUGAGAUUUCGGAAUCAGAAGGAUCCUCGAGCCAACCCCAGUGCCUUUCUAUGAGACUUUGGAUCCUUCUGACUUCUCUCCUGCUGUCUGCUUUCCCUAAGCUUUUUCUUCCUCGCUUAGGGAAAACCUGGGGUCUACAGCCCUUUUUGUUUGAGAAAAAGGAAAGGCCCUUUGCCAUGCUCCCUAAAGAUGACUGAACAGCUAGGCUUUAUGCCUUGGCAUCUUUUGUUGGGAGUAAGAUUAUAAGGAAUAAAGAAAAACCUUCCUUCCUCUCUCCCUAAGUGAAUAUGGGAAGCUCCUGGCAGUGCAUGAAAUGGGAUGGGGAUUGGAGUCAUUCUUGGCUAUUUCCCCUCUGCUCCCUUCCACACACUAGACCAUCUCAACACAUCUUUGCUCCAAGAGUAAAUCAGGGACAGAUCCAGAGAGAAAACCAAGCACUCGUGUAAUAAGCAGGACUCGGUUUGGGGAAGUUCAGUGAAUAUAAAAAUAAAAACCAUUUAAACUCCAUAAUCAAAGAA